CCAACGAGUCCAUGACUGAUGUUGACACACGUCAAGUUCUGGAUGACCUCAAAGCUCUCGACACCAACAAAGAUGGCAGCCUCACUUCCGCCGAGAUGAACGACCGUACAUUUGCAGCCACCUUCGACAGUUCCCUCACACAAACCGCUGGGGUUGACCGUUGCACCUACGCAAUGCUGGAGAAGAAGCGGUAUGACAUCAGCAGGGGAGUUGCAGGCCGCGUCUUCGACGUUGUCGACGUGAACAAAGACCUCAAGCUCAGCGCUGCGGACAAAGACGAUGCUGCAUUCAAGCUGCUCGAGAAGGAUGGUAAUGGCAAAGUGUCUGUGUGUGAAGCUUUCCAGGGCUUCAUGGCGGCGCUGCAAGAUGCGGAAGAAAAGGCCUACAUGCAAGAGGUGAAGUAUACGGACAUCGCCUACAAGUACAGGAAACGCUCACCCAUAUUUUUCCCUGGGUCCGACUAAAUCACCAUGUCUGUCCUGGCAAGACAAGGGGCAACGGUGUCCUGACUGCAAGGACGAUAAUGCUUUGUU
Messenger RNA from Haliotis rubra (blacklip abalone), 533 nucleotides. RefSeq lists its product as uncharacterized. The record is from RefSeq and is a predicted model, not a curated record. The transcript is spliced from 4 exons. Lineage: Eukaryota; Metazoa; Mollusca; Gastropoda; Lepetellida; Haliotidae. Bases 12 to 464 code for a protein of 150 amino acids.